Zootermopsis nevadensis is the source of this 1710-nucleotide messenger RNA. It is a transcript of the gene ics, whose product is annotated as ras suppressor protein 1. Gene Ontology annotation, cellular component: cytoplasm. Gene Ontology annotation, molecular function: protein binding. NCBI's taxonomy places the organism in Eukaryota, Metazoa, Arthropoda, Insecta, Blattodea, Termopsidae. The record is from RefSeq and is a predicted model, not a curated record.
GUUCACUUUGUGAUCAGCUGUCAUCGUUCGAGUUCUGCUCCACCCGUGCUAAUUUUGAGUUACUAUAAAGUUGCGCGCGCAAUCAUGAAUCAAGCUCCAGUUUCGUGUAUUCCGAACGCGAAAAUGUCAAAGGCGAAGAAAGUUAUCGAUGAAGCGAAAGAAAUCCAGAAUCCAGAGUUGGAUUUAGCAGAUAAAGGAAUAGCAUCGUUUGAAGAACUGCCUGGAUUGUUUAAUAUGCUCAACAUAACAAGAUUGACUUUAAGUCACAACAAACUCCAAGUUGUACCACCUGGCCUUGCAAACCUCAUUAAUUUGGAGAUCUUAAAUCUUUUCAACAACCAAAUUGAAGAGCUUCCUACUUCAUUGUCUUCCAUGCCAAAGUUACGCAUCUUGAAUGUAGGCAUGAAUCGUCUGGGGUCUCUGCCUCGAGGUUUUGGUGCAUUUCCAGUGCUGGAAGUGUUGGAUCUGACAUACAACAACUUGGAUGAGAGUACAUUGCCAGGGAACUUCUUCAUGAUGGAAACACUACGUGCCUUAUACCUUGGUGACAAUGACUUUGAGUUCUUACCAACGGAAGUAGGACAGCUGAAGAACCUACAGAUACUGGUGCUACGUGAGAAUGACCUGGUGGAACUGCCAAAAGAGAUUGGUGACCUUGCUAGACUACGUGAGCUGCAUAUUCAGGGUAACCGCCUGACUGUUCUGCCACCAGAGAUUGGCAACCUUGACUUGGUGAGCAAUAAAUCUGUCCUCAAAAUGGAGAACAACCCGUGGGUGACACCCAUCGCAGACCAGCUGCAGGUUGGAGUGUCCCAUGUCAUGGACUACAUCCGGACAGAAACAUACAAAUAUGUGUACAGCCGUCAUAUUUCUGCAGACAGACAACCUCCUCCUAAAACCAAUGACAAGAGCAAGAAGAUAUCCAGAGCACGUCAACAAAGUUAAGUGCAGAAUUUAUUGGGUCCCUUAACAGAGGGUAGAAGGGUGUUUGUAUACGAGAAAAAACAUAACCUCAAAUUCUGAAGAUCACCCCUCCCCCCCCUCCUCACAAGUAUUUUAACUAAAAAAGCAGGCUUUUAUUAAUGAGUAAAUGGCUUCCAAAACAAUGCUGAUAUUCAUAAAUAAGGGAUGCCGUUAUUUAUACAGAUGCUGUCUACAUCAAGUGAUGUUUAAGUAGGAAGAUGGCUGUCUUUCUGGGAUGUCUCAUAACACCCCAAAACACAGCCACUAUUUAUAACUUUUAACAUCAGUAAACACCAUUUGGUUUGUGCAUUCAUACAUAAACACUAUGCACAUGUGAAUGAAAACCAUUAUCAGAAGAGCAUCUCUCAUUUGUUUAUCUUCCUAAUGAGCUGUUACUUUCAGGUGUAUUUUAAUAAGAAAUUUUUAAAUUAUGUACAAAGUGGACAAAUACAUAAGUGUAUGCUUGUAAAUAAAGCAAAAGUGUUUGUUCACAGACACAUUAACAUAAAUAAUCAGAAUUAUAUGUUUUGUAGUAGUAAGUCCACAAUUUUGUCACAUUCUCUGAUCCAUUACAAGCAGUCAUUGAAAAAAAUGUAUCUUUGGCUGAAAGUGUGUAUUUUGUGUCAUUCUAUAGCAUUUAUUUUGAUGGUGCCUUGUGAAUCUAAAAAAUAUGUGCUAUGGUUACAAGGAAUCCAAUGAAAAAAAAUAAUAUAUGAACUGAUUAUUUUAUUAAAUGUUUUAUAGUUG